AUGAAUUUAUUCAAUCAAUCAAAUAACAAAGGAUAUAAAACAGACUUUGAGGGAGAAAUUAGUGGUACUUUGGCAAACAUAUUAUCGAAAAGCUUUUCUGAAUUUAAUGAAUUUGAAACUUAUCUCAAAGCUAUUCGAACUUGGGGAGCACAACUUUCUGGCAUUUUGGGCGGCAUAAGUGGACUACAUCUUAGUAUUUAUUCCACUAGACCAGUGAUGUGCACUUGGAAGAUUGGAAGCACUCUUGGAAGCACUUUUGGAAGGGUCAUAGCUGGUUUAUUUUUUUUUCUUUUAGUUGAUUCUGAACUUUUACCACGUAAAGAAAACGGUGUUGGUUAUGCAAGCUUAAGCAGGUAUACAGACCAGUGUUGUGCUGGGACAUGUCCCAGAUGUGCUUGGGACAAUUGGGACAUAAUGUGGGACAGCUUGGGACAUAGUGUGGGACAAGAAAUGAGUCGACAGAAUUCCAAAAGACAACCAGAUAAGAGAGUUUAUGUAGAAUAUGAAAUUAAGAAUUUCAAUUCACUAUAUAGUAUCAGUAUCACAGUCAAAAAUGAUAGCAUCAUGCAAAGUGAAAGCAACAAGAAGCGAUGUGGAUUAUGUGGUCAAGGUGGUCAUAAUUCACGAACUUGCUCACAAAAGUAA
Messenger RNA from Funneliformis mosseae, 645 nucleotides. Lineage: Eukaryota; Fungi; Glomeromycota; Glomeromycetes; Glomerales; Glomeraceae. The record is from the annotation of a GenBank genome assembly.